AAGUAACAAAUUCACUUACACUACAAACAAUUUCCCAAUCUCCAAGAUUAUUAGAGCACCACAAGAAAUUCAUAAACCUCAUUAUUUUUAUACCAUCCAACUUUACUUGCCACACCAAAAUUUGUACACCGCGUACCGCUUAUUAUGGAGCAACAAAGGCCUCACUUCCUCCUAGUCACCUUCCCGGCGCAAGGCCACAUCAACCCAGCCCUCCAGUUCGCCAAGCGAUUCUUAACGGCCGGGGCUGAUGUCACCUUUGCCACCGCUGCCUCUGCGCACAAAUGCCUUAAAAAGGCUACGGUCCCUGAGGGUAUGACCUUGACUACUUUUUCUGACGGGUAUGAUGAUGGCUAUAAGCCCAGUGACGGAGAUGCCACCAACUAUAUGUCAACAUUCCGCCAACGCGGGGUUGAGACAUUAUCGGCACUCUUUGAGAAGAGUGUCGUCGAGGGUAAACCAAUUACAUGCUUGGUGUACACACUCCUCCUACCUUGGGCCGCCGAGGUAGCACGUAAGUUUCACGUGCCAUCCGCGCUCCUUUGGAUUCAACCUGCCACAGUUUUAAAUAUUUACUACUAUUAUUUUAAUGGGUAUCGCGAGGUUAUAAAUGAAUGUGAGAAAGACCCUUCAUGGUCGUUAGAAUUACCAAACAUGCCAUUGAAGCUCAAAGCACGUGACCUCCCUUCAUUUUUUCUUCCUUCCAACCCUUCCCUUUACACUUUUGUCCUCCCCACAUUCCAAGACCAAAUACAACAAUUAGAGAUUGAGGAGAAACCAAUAAUCCUUGUUAAUACCUUUGAAGCUUUAGAAGUUCAUGCUUUAAAAGCUAUUGAGAGGUUCAACUUAAUUCCUAUCGGCCCUAUCCUUCCCUCCGCCUUCUUGAAUGGAAAGGACCCCUCCAACAAAUCCUUUGAAGGGGACCUCUUCCAACAAUCUAAGGAUGCGGAUUACAUGAAAUGGCUAAACUCGCAAGGAAAAAAUGCUAAGGUGGUCUACGUGUCGUUUGGAAGCAUCUCAGUGCUAUCCAAGCCACAGAUGGAGGAGCUAGCCAGAGCCCUAAUACAGACCCACAGGCCGUUCUUGUGGGUCAUUAGGGAGAAGGCGAGUCAUGAAAUAAAUGAAGAAGAUAAUAAAGAUGAAGACGAGUUGAGUUGCAUGGAGGUGCUUAAACAACAAGGGUUAAUAGUCCCAUGGUGCUCCCAAGUGGAGGUGCUAUCCCACCCCUCAGUGGGGUGCUUUGUGACACAUUGUGGGUGGAACUCGACCUUAGAGAGCCUAGCAUCAGGCGUCCCCAUGGUCGGGUUUCCACAAUGGACGGAUCAAACAACGAAUGCUAAAUUGGUGGAGGAUUUAUGGAAGACUGGAGUAAGGGUUAACGUGAGUGAAGAAGAAGAAGGCGGUGUAUUAGUUAAGAGUGAAGAGAUUAAGAGGUGUUUGGAAGAGGUUAUGGAUAGUCAAGUGAUUAAGGAGAAUGCUAAGAAAUGGAGAGAAUUGGCGGUCGAAGCGGUCAACGAGGGUGGAUCGUCUGAUAAGAACUUGAAGGCUUUCAUGGAAGAGUUGUUUAUUAAUGUUAAAAGCAAAAAGAUUCAUGAAUGAUGAUGAAGAAUUAGUACGUUUAAUUGUUGCAUUAUCAUUUGUUAACUUUUAAUUAGCACAUCAUUAAAUUACUAGAUUAGCUGAUUUGAAGAGGUAGCAGCUAAUUACUUAGUGGAUUAUUAAAUUAGCAAAUUAGUCAACAUAAAUACUAUAUUAUUUUUUUUAUUACUAAUUUAAUAUGCUUAUUAUAUGGUAACCGGUCUUUUGUAUGUUGAAUGAUGAUUAAUACUUCGUAUCUAAGUCCACUAGUUGGUCUUCUGAAUAGAUUCAUCGUAUUGGCAAUUGUAAACCACUUGUAAUUUAAGUUUAAUGUUGAAACUUGAAAAGAUUAUAUUAUUGAUUUAUUUUUUAAAAAA
This is a messenger RNA of Chenopodium quinoa (quinoa), 1952 nucleotides long. RefSeq names its product crocetin glucosyltransferase, chloroplastic-like. The coding region runs from base 145 to 1596 and encodes 483 amino acids. Gene Ontology annotation, molecular function: UDP-glycosyltransferase activity. The record is from RefSeq and is a predicted model, not a curated record. NCBI's taxonomy places the organism in Eukaryota, Viridiplantae, Streptophyta, Magnoliopsida, Caryophyllales, Amaranthaceae. The transcript has a single exon.